GUAGGAAAAUAAAUGAUAAAAAAGUAUAGAUUGUUGAAUAAGUAGAAAAAGUCAUCAAAAAUCGGAAGAGGGUUUCAUCUUCUCUUUUCUCAAAUUUACAAGAUCGGCAACAGAUCUGAGAGCCGAAUGUGUAGAUUGUGUUCGGGAAAUUGCUGAGUAGUUUUUUCUUGUUUGUUUGUUGUGGGGGUAGGGGUUAUGGAUUGGGAAGGGAGAGUGAAUGGAGGAGAUUGUAAUCUGACAUCUUCUUCUUCUUCGUCGGGUUGUACUAGUAUGAGUGCUGGAGGAGGAACCACUUAUAUACAACACACCGUUUCUAAAUUUGAUACGCUUGCUGGUGUAGCUAUCAGAUAUGGUGUUGAGGUGGCUGAUAUUAAAAGGAUAAAUGGCCUCGUUUCAGAUCUCCAAAUGUUUGCUCUCAAAACACUUCAUAUACCCUUACCUGGGCGGCAUCCCCCAUCGCCCAUCAUAUCAAAUGGUGGUCAAGGACCUAGCAGCUCUGAGCAGACCUCUUCAAGUCGUCGACACUCUGAUAUGUUCGAUUCAUUUCAGUCCCUUAAACUGAAAUCCUCUCCCCAGCCAAAAGUGUCGCCGGCCAUGAGCAGCUUACAAGGAUAUUAUGGUCUUAAACCGCCAGAUCAGAAAGCUGCUUCUGAAGGAUUUGAAAUGUCAGUGUAUUGUAAGGGAGGAUCGCAUUAUUUAGAAGAUGGCCCGUUUUACAACUCCUCUUCUCUUUCAAAUCGACCACUUAGUCUUCAAAGAAAAUCUAAGAGUGUAGCUAAUGGUUUUGUGACAGAGAAUGGUGCUCCUGCAAAUCAUCUAUCAACACAAGACACCAGAGACAAUGGUUCCGAUAGAUGGUUUGAGAAAUUAGUGAGAAGGCGUCAGAAGUCAGAGACUGAUUUUACACGUACUCCAGAAAUGCUGUUGAAGGAAGAUAACAGCAACAGUGGCUGGUUUUCAGCCGUCACUGGCAAGGGCUUAGCUUUGAGACCCAAGUCAGCUAAUCGAACUCUCUCUGGAGCGGAUGCUGAAGCAAAUUCAAUAUAUCCUAUUCCCAUUGGCUUAGGGGAUUCUUUACUAAACGACAGCUCAUCUGUAGUUAGGAAGUCAUCAAGUACAUCGAGUUUGCAGGAUUCAGAUAGCAGUGCAUUGUCUUCCCUGUGGAAUUUGAAGCCAGAUUUUCAAGCAAUUUCUACUGCAGCCAUUACCAAGCCAAUUUUUGACGGGCUACCUAAACCAAUCACAGGUCGAAGAAACAAGGCUGCACUGGAUUAGGUUAUUCUUUCUGCAUUAGCUGCUUAGAAGUUCAUUUCUUCAAUACAUUAGGCAGAGCAUCCUCUGGGAAGUGAUAAAAAUGGAGAAUUGAAGAUAGAAGCAGACACUUUGGUUAUCUCAUGAUAAAAUAAACUUGUUUUGGUUUAUGAAUUUCGGUCGGGGCAUGUUCAUAUCUUCCAUUGGUGAAGUUGAAGUGUCCUGAGAAUUAGUUUGAGAUUUAUAGCAGCACCAAACUUGGGUGAAGCAUCAAUUUUUGCUAUAGAAUGGUAAUGCAUUGUGACAGCAGAUGUAUAUUAGGCAUUCAAGUUGAUUGAUCUGAAAUUGGGAGAGAGGAUAUUGUCUAUACGUGUAUUAUAUGAUCUGUACAUGAUUACUUUUCUACACAUGAUUUGUGUUUUUAUUUCA
Solanum lycopersicum (tomato) is the source of this 1680-nucleotide messenger RNA. RefSeq lists its product as uncharacterized. Lineage: Eukaryota; Viridiplantae; Streptophyta; Magnoliopsida; Solanales; Solanaceae. The record is from RefSeq and is a predicted model, not a curated record.